Messenger RNA from Haliaeetus leucocephalus (bald eagle), 1245 nucleotides. Its product is annotated as putative protein FAM172B. Gene Ontology annotation, biological process: regulatory ncRNA-mediated heterochromatin formation. The coding region runs from base 1 to 1245 and encodes 414 amino acids. Gene Ontology annotation, molecular function: siRNA binding. Gene Ontology annotation, cellular component: nucleus. Lineage: Eukaryota; Metazoa; Chordata; Aves; Accipitriformes; Accipitridae. The record is from RefSeq and is a predicted model, not a curated record. The transcript has 2 exons.
AUGAGGUUUAGAGCGCGCCUUGCCCACGGCGUUUUCCCCCUCGGACCUGAGCCCUCCUUUCAGUCAGAGCCCGCCGGACGGGUCGCUCCCGCCGCCGGGCGGGUCGCACCCCCCGCCGGACGCAGCUCGCCCACCGCGCUGCUGCUGCGGGGGCCGCCGCCGCCCGCCCCCGGCGGGGAGGGUCGGUGGUUACAAAUACAGCACGAACUAAGCUUGAGGAAACUAAUAGAGGGUUCAGAGUAUCAAGAGGAACUGAAGUACGACUUCAAUAUAAAAGGGGAACUGAGGCAUUUGGAUACAAAUGAGUCCUUUGUUUUCAAUUAUUACAAGAAUGCACAUGAGCAGAAUCAUAAACGCUAUCAAGUUUUGGGACAUUUGAUUACCCAAUAUGUUUAUGAGCUCUUGGAAAGAGUCUGCAUGCUGCAGAAAGUUUAUAUUCCUACUGAUGCUACAGAGGUUGAACCAAGAAGCUUCUUUUUCAUGAGCAAGAAUGCACUAAGUUCCUCUAGCUUAAUUGUCCUUCUUCAAGACCACGGAGUUUUCUGUGCUGGACAGUGGGGGCAAAGGACGAUUGUCAGCGAGGGCCUGAGGCAUGGAACACAAAUACCAUUCAUCAAAAUGGCUCUUCAAAGCCACAGGGGAGUGAUUGUACUGAAUCCCAAUGACAACUUCGUUGAUCUGAAGACUGAAAAGGAGAGGUUAGGCUCUUCUACUAGGGAAGAAGCACUGACUUCUACACAGUCCAUCUGGUGGAUCCCCAAGAGGGGCAGCAGCAGCCCCGAGGAGCAUACCAUGUAUGUAUGGGAUCAUUUCAUUUCAAAGAGCGCAGCCAAGAAUGUGGCCUUCAUUGCCCAUGGCUAUGGUGGCUUGGCAUUUGUUGAUCUGCUGGUGCAGAGAAAAUGGGAGGUAAUGAAUAAAGUAUACUCUGUGGCAUUCAUUGACUCCAUGCACAACACACAGCACCAGGCUGGAAGUGAUCCACAAAUACAAGAAUGGAUACAGAAAUACUGCCGUGAAUGGGUGUCAAACAGUAAGCCUCUGGAUAAAGCUGUGGGUUCUCUUGUGAAAAUGGAUUGUCCUACUGUCUCUGCUGGAACGGAAAGGUAUGGUUUAGCACCCUCCUGUUGCUUACACGCCAUCUUUAAGUACCUGAAGAGCACGCUGAAAGCGAAGACGACAACAUCCUUUAGGUAUUCACCUGUUGCAACCAGAAGCAGCACAAGUAAGAAGAGAGACAAUAAAUAA